Molecule: messenger RNA, 827 nt
Organism: Stylophora pistillata
Lineage: Eukaryota; Metazoa; Cnidaria; Anthozoa; Scleractinia; Pocilloporidae
Product: PEST proteolytic signal-containing nuclear protein
Biological process (GO): proteasome-mediated ubiquitin-dependent protein catabolic process; protein ubiquitination
Cellular component (GO): nucleus
Source: RefSeq, a predicted model, not a curated record
CAAGCAAGAUGGAGGAAGAAGUCGUGAAGACUGGUGAUUCCAAGCAUUUGGGAAAGAAGGAUGAAAGUGAAGGCAACACCACGCUAAAGGUCCCUUCUGCGGGCGAGAAAAGAAAACUUUCUGAGACUUGUGCAACACCCAAAUUCACCAUUAAACCAAAAAUCUCGAUGAAUAUUUCCGGAUCUCAGCAGAAGAAGACAAUUGGAGUCAGCUUAAAACUGGGAGCCGAUCCAAAAAAACAAAAGACAGAACCAACACUGGUCGAAAAGAAAGGGUCUGUUGCAUCUGCAUUUGAUGAAGAGAGUGAUGAUGAAGAAGAAGAGAUGCCAGCGGAAGCCAAGAUGAGAAUGAGAAAUAUAGGGAGAAACACUCCCACAUCAGCAGGGCCUAAUUCUUAUAACAAAGGAAAUAAAGGAUUUACAGAUCAUCGGAAAGCAGGCGAAAAGAGUUUUAAACUAGAACACCCAUCAAGGUCAAGGGAUGCAAAAGAGUGAAAGGCAAUGAUAUACUACUUUGAACUUCUUUCCAUACAACUUGCAUUGGCCAAUAGGAGGUUUGCCUUUGUAUUUCUUUCUUGUGACAGUUUACUUUCACUAGUGAACCACCUUCAGUUGCUGGUGCAAGGUUGGGUUCAUCCAAUUGUUCAUUUUUUUUUUUUUAAGCAGAAAACAUGGGCAUGUAGAAUAACUUUCGUCGUUAGAGCUGAGGGAUAAUGCUUUGACUGUAUCACGUCUUAAAAUGAGACAAGACUUAACACUCAACUAUGUUUGUUGGAAAGAAAAACACAACAACAGAAACAGUUUGUAAUUAAAAAGUUGAAAAAGAAA